This is a messenger RNA of Drosophila guanche, 2789 nucleotides long. Its product is annotated as cell surface glycoprotein 1. The record is from RefSeq and is a predicted model, not a curated record. Bases 367 to 1824 code for a protein of 485 amino acids. The transcript has 4 exons. NCBI's taxonomy places the organism in Eukaryota, Metazoa, Arthropoda, Insecta, Diptera, Drosophilidae.
UGAGUUACGUUUUAGUUACGAUUUAAAAAACACAAAAGAGUGUAAAAGGCGGAAUUUUUUAUUGAAAACAAUAUUUGAAAAUUAUAGCCAAGUGUUUUUCGCAAUAUAAUACAAUACUUGCGAACGGUUAUUUGUGUUGCAGUACACGUAUCCGGCAUUUAUAAAAUUUGCGGGUUCACGCUUUGCCCAGCGUGUAGAUUUUACCUGUAGUUGUGUACAAGCGGACAGAGUGGAACAAACUCGUCAGUGCCAGAGUCUGCAGCCGAAGCAGUCUGAAGUUAAAAUAUUGCGAAAUACACACGGUUUCGCAAUAAAACCUAAUCAUAAUUGUAUAGAAGUGCCUGGAAACAUUUCAUUAACCAAAUAAUGUCCGACGAAAUUGGCGCACAGAAGCCGGAGACGGUGCUGGACAACAGUAGUGUUGAGGAGGCGGCGUUGGAUGAGAAAAAAACACCCAAACGCACACCUAAACGGCGAUCGUUUAUUGAGCGGGCACAGCGGGAAAGCGAGGAGCUGGUACGAACGAUGGGCGGCAGCCUGGAGUUAGAGGGUGGACGUCGCACGCGUUCCAGUACUCGCGGCACACCGACACGGGCCGCUGAGGCUGUUACACCGCCGCCCAGUAAGAAGGCACGUACCUCACCGACGACAGCCACCAAGAGCGGGGGUGGCGGGAAAGGUCGCGGUGCACGCAAGCUGGACGUAGGCAGCGAUGAGCUCGACCAAGAGCCGGAGAAGCCCAAUGCAGAGUUGGUUGAGUCGGUCAAACCAAAGGCUACUCCCAAGAAAGAAAAGAAGGAGGUUAAGAAGGACGAGAAGCCAGUUAAAGGUACUCCCAAGAAGGCAGUUGUAGCCUCCACCACAGAGCCCGAAAAAGAAGAGGAGCCAGCAGUUGAAAAGGAAACGGAUGCCAAGAAAGUCGAAAGUGAGGAUCAGCCAGAUGGUGGUGCUGCCAAGCUCCCAGCUGUGCCCGAAGAGAAACAGAAUCACGCUGCAGAGGAGGAAAAGCCAAGCAAAGAUGAGCCCGAGGUAAAGGAGAAAACGCCAGAGAAAGUUCCAAAGGCUGAAGACCCACCGAAAAGUAACGAUGACCCUGAAAAUGGUGCUAGCACAGAUACUCCUGCUGCGGCUGCAGUCACGGAAUCAGCUCCCGCAGCCAUGGAAGUGGAUGAAGAGAAGCCAGCAGAAGCACCAACAGCGUCAGACAAUCAAACGGAAGCCAAAAGCGCACCCGCCACUACUUCAGAGCCUACACCUGCCGAUGCUGAGAAGCCGGCAGAGGAGCCAAAAAAGCAAUCGGAACCAGCACGAGAACUCUCACCGGAGCCCAUGGAGGUUGAUUCGAGUUCCAAGAGCAGUACAGAAACUGUUCGAUUCACAUCAGCAGCCGAAAAGGUCGCACCAAGCGCAGAAGCAACAAAAUCAAGCAAUAAUGUUGUCGAUGAAGUCGCCACCGAGGUCAAAGAGGAUGUGCCAGCCGAGGCCAAGGAUGGAAAGAAGGCAGAAAGCUCAGACGAGCCCAAAAGCACGGAAGAGCCUAAGCCAGCAGAAAGUGCCGAAGAGUCCAAGGAAGCCGAAAGUACAACGGGGGAGAAAGCCACUCCAACUGUUGAGGUUCCUGCCCCGCCUGCCCCUGCCACAAACGAUGUUAGCAAGCCGGCGUCGCUGGGGGCUGCUGAUGCUGUCGUGUCAGAGACGCCCAUUAAGGAGGCACAGUCCAUCAGUGCAAUCAACAAAUCCGAGCUUAAUGUGAACGGUGAACCAAAAAUCGUUAACAAUUCCGUUGAUGGCGGUGAGCAUACAACGCCGAAGGUGUGGAACUAGGCCGUUUGGAUGAAGCACAAUCCAAUUACUAAUCAGUGCGUUACAGCAUCUACCAUCUUCAGGCCAAUGAUGCCGUCAACUACAAGCAAUCAUUUAAGAGUUAACAACAACAAAAACAAAUCAACCCCCCCACAGAAACACAGAUUCCAUUAUCUCUCCACAACUGACAACUUAAUUCGUUCUGUACCCAAAAGUGAAAUGAUAUAAAAUAGGUUCGUGUCUUCCAGUCCUUGAUUGAUUGAUGAUAAUGAGGAGCGCCAUAAGCUGCAAUCGAUGCUGGAUUUUCAAUGUUGCACUGUGUGCGCUACAGACAGACAGACGUUGCCCGUAAUCCACCGCUCUGACCGCCAUUUUCUUCCCGUUAACGUUACAGUUCCCUUUACCUGCACCCACACCCGCUCACACGAAAAUACACAGACAGAUUGUGAAAUGCAUCUGUAAUAUAAUAUGUAUGUGCAUAAUUAAUUCAAUUGGAAUCACACAAAUGAUACAUUGACACGAAAAUGUAUGUAAAAUAUAGAUGCAUGUUUUUAAAUUUUAAGAUCUAAUACCUGUAAUAAUAAUAAUUGAAGACUAAUUCUAAACAAAACCAAUUUGGACACUACUCAACAAAAAUCAACUAUAAACGAAGGAAAUGAUUUUAACCACCUUAACGCAAUACAAACAACUCUAUUUCUAUUAAGAUAUGACUCUAUGAAUAUGUUCACCUAUUUUAACUAUUUUUUGGGUCAUUUACCACCCUAUCCCUGUAACCCCUGAUUAUGUGCUUGUUUUAUUUACAGCAUUUAGUUUUUCUAUAUACAUAUGUUUAACCAUUUGUAACCUGAACAGAAUUGAUUUCUAAACCGAAUAAUGUGAACGGUGUGUGAUGUCCACUGGGAACAGUUGUGCUAUCCUCCCGAUCAGUCUUAAAUGAAUUCGUAAUUAAAUAUAUUAGAGUAAGCUUUUUAAAUGAAAACAAAACA